Messenger RNA from Microthlaspi erraticum, 522 nucleotides. The record is from the annotation of a GenBank genome assembly. NCBI's taxonomy places the organism in Eukaryota, Viridiplantae, Streptophyta, Magnoliopsida, Brassicales, Brassicaceae.
AUGCUGUUGGUGCUGGUAGCCAUGAUGCUAGGUAGCCGUGAUCCACUAGCUCUUGCUUAUGUCCCCCUAUACUCUAGUUGCAGCUUUCAACCAGAAGGAGACCCUAGAAAAAAAGAUGGUAGCUACUAUCACAAUGGCGGUCUUAAGUUAUUUGCUUCACUUCUCUAUUUUCGUUCCGUGCCCACAAUUAGGGUCGAAAUCAAUAGUUGCACCAAUCCUACAAUAUGGUUGCAGCCAGAGGAUGGGCCGAAGCGCCCAGUAGGAGAGGAAAUCCGAAUCAGCGGGAUGGGAGGAAAGCAGUCUGCAGUAAUUCUAAUUGCUCCAAAGGAAUAUCAAAGGGUUGGACCAUUGUCUGGAAUGCAGUCUGCCAGGCUGUCGGUUGAGAUGGAGGCUCCUGGCGCAAACUGGAAAAAGGACGAUGACAACCAGGAGGUGGGCUUGGAAGGAGCCAUCCUUGGAGGCUAUAUUCUCUUUGAUUUGGGCGCGUGGGAAGACUGUCCUGUCGGGUUGGAAAACCACUGA